AAAAGAGUUCUUUACUUUAACCUAAGCUAUCUCAUCUUUCUCUCUUUCUUUGUAAAAUGACUGUCGGCUUAGCUAGUCACUUUGCCGGUGUAUCCCUUGACCCUAAUGAUUUAAAGGCCCAGCAAAAGGCCCUCGACCUUGUCCUCCAGGAUUUUGAUGUCUCGGCCGAGCGCAUGGGAGCUAUUGUGGACCAGUUCAAUUCUGAAAUGCGUAAAGGUCUCGCGGCUCCAAAGGCAACCGUUGCUAUGAUUCCUAGUUUUGUUACCGGUAAACCUACUGGCGAGGAAACCGGACGUUAUCUGGCUCUCGAUCUUGGAGGCACCAACCUACGCGUCUGUGAAUUCUCCCUGCUGGGUCAGGGUGAAUACAAGGUCCACCAACAGAAAUACGUAAUUUCAGAUGAGCUCAAGACAGGCGAUAUGCGAAACCUGUGCGACUUUAUUGCAGACUGUGUUGACAACUUUGUGACCGAGAACGGGUCCGAUAGUCUCGAAAGCAACCUCCAGCUUGGCUUUACCUUUUCAUUCCCUGUUCUCCAGACUGAGAUUAACCGCGGUACAUUGAUUCAGUGGACCAAGGGAUUCAACUGCACAAAUGCUGUUGGUAAGGAUGUCGUUGUCCUUUUGCAAGACGCCUUCCUCCGCAAGAACGUGAAUGUGCACAUUGCUGCCCUUGUGAACGAUACCGUCGGUACCCUUAUGGCCCACGCCUACAAGUAUCCAGAAACAAGCAUGGGUGUAAUCUUGGGAACAGGAACCAACGCCGCUUACUAUGAGAAGCUAAACUCUAUCAAGAAGUGGGAAGGUGGUGCUGUUGCUUUCGACGAUAUGGUUGUUAACAUGGAAUGGGGAGCGUUUGACAACGAGAGACGUGUUCUGCCCUUAACCAUCUACGACAACAAGCUUGACCGUGAGUCUAUCAAUCCCCGCCAGCAGAUCUUUGAAAAGAUGAUUUCGGGUAUGUAUCUUGGUGAGAUUGCUCGCAAUGCUUUGUUGCAGCUUGUCGAUCGUCUCUUGCUAUUCAAGGGUGUGUCUUCGCCCGAGUUGAACAAGCAAUGGUGCUUCGAGACCGCAUACAUGUCAGCAAUCAGCAGUGAUACAUCUGAAGAUCUCGAGGAGACACAACACAUUUUGGAAGCAGUCAUGCAGAUUCCCUCAACAUCGCUCAUGGAUCGUGAGAUGGUUAAGCAAGUGUGUAUCGCAGUCGGUCGCCGUGCUGCCCGUCUUUCUGCAUGCGGUAUUGCUGCCGUUAUUUCCCAGCAGGGUUCUAUCGGCCAGGACACCCUUGUGGCCAUUGAUGGUUCCGUUUACGAAUUCUAUCCCAACUUUGAAAAUGACAUGACCCAGGGACUCACAGAUUUGUUUGGUGAGAAGGACGGUAGCUGUGUCAGAUUCGCAUUGGCACGGGAUGGCUCUGGUCUUGGUGCUGCUAUCAUUGCAAUGAUGUCCCAUAAGGCUGCUAAGCUCAAGGCAGGAUCCCUUUAAGUAGCAAAUAAGCACAUCAUAUUCUUUAUUUUAUUCUAUCUUCUAUUCUAUUCCUCCAUUCUGGACUUAGUAAACACUCCAUUGUUGUACAGAACUCAUUAAAUACUAUACAUUUAUCUCAACCACCUUUAUUGACUCUCUUUACACCAACAAAACAACAG
Phycomyces blakesleeanus NRRL 1555(-) is the source of this 1645-nucleotide messenger RNA. RefSeq lists its product as hypothetical. Gene Ontology annotation, cellular component: mitochondrion; cytosol. Gene Ontology annotation, biological process: intracellular glucose homeostasis; glucose 6-phosphate metabolic process; glycolytic process. The record is from RefSeq and is a predicted model, not a curated record. The transcript has 4 exons. Lineage: Eukaryota; Fungi; Mucoromycota; Mucoromycetes; Mucorales; Phycomycetaceae. Gene Ontology annotation, molecular function: ATP binding; fructokinase activity; D-glucose binding. The coding region runs from base 57 to 1484 and encodes 475 amino acids.